Messenger RNA from Magnolia sinica, 1700 nucleotides. Its product is annotated as F-box/WD-40 repeat-containing protein At3g52030. The record is from RefSeq and is a predicted model, not a curated record. Lineage: Eukaryota; Viridiplantae; Streptophyta; Magnoliopsida; Magnoliales; Magnoliaceae. The transcript is spliced from 9 exons. The coding region runs from base 151 to 1470 and encodes 439 amino acids. Gene Ontology annotation, molecular function: protein binding.
GUGGCCACUCUGAGCUCCUGCCCGUUCUCACAUGAAGACAUAAUCCGCAUUCGAACGGAACAAGCCUCGCCUGCAACGCCUUCUCCCCUCUCCCAUCUUUUCCUCCUAGUCCCGGAAAGCCACCGUCGCUCGAGGCUCGAGGGCUCGAGCAUGGAAGCGAGCUCGGUCCGCGCGAGCCCUCGGAAAGCGAAUUCGAGACUCGCGGCGUCGAUUCAGUCGCUCGACGCUGAUCUUCUCUGCAAGAUCUUCGCAUCCCUCGAUCAUUUCGAUCUAGUCCGUUGCUCUGCCGUCUGCAAAUCAUGGAAUUAUGCAGUCUGGACCUCUAGUUUAUUGAAAGAUCUAUUCUGCAAGAAACACAGGGGUUCUACAGGUCUUUGUAGUGUUUCUGUUCCUUGGGAAACAUCAUUGAAGACGUGUUUAGAGGAGUUUGCGAUGAAUCAGCAUAGAUCGUCCUUACUGAAUGGAUCUGUUGAAGCACAUCGAUGGAACAGUCACACUGUUGGGGUCAACCAGUGUCGUAUGAAGAUGGGCUCGAUUGUUACCGGUGUAGGAGAUAAGGUACUACGUAUGUGGUCUUCAGAAAGCUACAAAUGUCUGGGAGAGUAUUCUAUUCCAAACAUGGCUUCUUUAGUUGAUUUUGACUUCGAAGAGAGCAAGAUUGUUGGUCUGGUAGGAACCCGUAUAUGCAUCUGGAGGUGUCACGGCAAAAGAAGUAUGUUUCCUUCGAAAGAAGGUACAUUUUCACGAGGCUUAUGCAUGCGCUAUAUAGAUCCUGAGGCUGUUAUUGGAUGCGAAGAUGGGACAGCUCGUGUAUUUGAUAUGUAUAGUCAGCGUUGUUCUCGUAUUAUCAGGAUGCAUUCUGGGCCAAUAACAUGCUUGGCUUUGACUGAUGAGCUGAUUCUCAGUGGCUCUUCCCUUGGCAGUAUAACUGUCGCAGGUCUUUCAUCCGAUCAAAGGGUAGCUUGCCUGAAGUCGUCCACUGCUCCAACAGGUGUUCUUUAUGUGCUUGUACUAAAGGGCAUAAGGAGUUUAUGCUUUAACCCACGUUCUCAUUUAGUUUUUGCUGGAUCAACUGCCGGAUAUUCUCAUUGUUGGGACCUUCGGACAAUGAGACCUCUAUGGGAGAGGCGAAUAAGUCCAAAUGUCAUUUACUCCAUGCAAUAUAUGCAGAACGACACUUCGACACUAGUUGUCGGGGGUAUUGAUGGUGUGCUGCGUAUUUUGGAUCAGAACACAGGCAAAUUUCUUGCAGGUUAUGUGAUGGAUAAAAGUACCACAGCAGUGACCCCCUCUUGUAGUAGACUGGGCACUGUUGAGAAGAAAAAGGUGAAGGCUCUGCCAGAAGACGCCUGCAUUGAUGGUACACCAAGACACCUACGGCCACCCAUCACGUGUGUGGGUGUUGGAAUGAAGAAGGUUGUCACCACACACAAUGGCAAAUACAUCAUGAUGUGGAAAUUCAAAAAUUAGCUGGUAAUAUGCAGUUUUGCCCCAUUUAUUUCUCCUUUAAAUUAUAAUCUUCAACGCAUCCUCAAUUAAAUUGUCGUCCACUUGAUUAUUAGUUUUGGGUUGUUUCAAGUGAUACCAGAGGCAAACUAGUGCAUUUGAAUCCAUGUUGUGAACAAGAUGGUAUUAUUUAAGUUUUAACAUCACCUCUUUCUGAUAUUAAGACAUUGGUGUGGCCCACCUGGUAAUGUAAA